AUGAAGAAAUGGAAUACUGCCUAUUUCCAUCAUAAGGCGUCUCAGCGGAAAAAGAGGAACUAUAUUCAUGGCGUCAAGGAUAAAGAUGGUGUGUGGCAAACGGAGCAAGAGAAUAUUGAGAGGGAGGUGGAUCGAUAUUUUGACACGAUUUUUACCUCGUCUGAUCCUUCUAGAGAUAAUCUGCAAGAAGUUUUAAAGUAUGUGAGGCCUUCUGUGACCCAGGAAUACAAUGACAUUUUGAUUCGCCCAUACACAAAAGAGGAGAUUUAUGCUGCAUUGAGUGAUAUGCACCCUUGUAAGGCUCCUGGGCCUGAUGGGAUGCAUGCUAUUUUUUAUCAGAGGUUCUGGCAUAUUAUUGGUGACGAGGUAUUUACUUAUAUUAGCACUAUUUUACAUAACUUUUCUUGCCCAGGAGAUGUUAAUUGUACUAAUAUUGCUCUUAUUCCUAAAGUUAAAUCUCCUACUCUUGUCUCUGAAUUUCGGCCUAUCAGUUUAUGUAAUGUAUUGUACAAAAUAGCUUCUAAAGCUCUUGUUCUGAGGCUCAAACAAUUCCUCCCUGUAAUUGUAACUGAGAAUCAAAGUGCUUUUGUCCCUGGACGAAUGAUUUCGGACAACUCUCUCAUUGCUCUGGAGAUUUUUCAUACUAUGAAAAGGAGGAAUAACAGCAGGAAAGGCUUGAUUGCGAUGAAACUUGACAUGAGUAAAGCUUACGACAGAGUGGAGUGGGGUUUUCUCAGGAAGCUUCUGCUGACAAUGGGUUUUGAUGGAAGAUGGGUUAAUUUGGUGAUGAGUUGUGUCUCAACUGUAUCGUAUUCCUUUGUUAUUAACGGACGAGUAUGUGGUUCGGUGACUCCCUCCAGAGGAUUGCGCCAGGGUGAUCCUUUAUCGCCGUUCCUGUUUAUCUUGGUUGCUGAUGCUUUUUCUCAGAUGAUUCAACAAAAGGUGGCUACGAAAGAAAUUCAUGGUGCGAGAGCAAGCCGGAAUGGUCCAGAAAUCUCUCACCUUCUUUUUGCAGAUGACAAUAGAAUGUGGAAGAAAUUGAGGGGUUGGAAAGAAAAGUUGUUGUCCCGAGCUGGGAAAGAGGUUCUUAUCAAGGCUGUUAUCCAAGCCUUGCCUACAUAUCUGAUGGGAGUCUACAAGCUUCCUGUUGCUGUUAUACAAGAAAUCCAUUCUGCUAUGGCUCGAUUUUGGUGGGGAGGGCGAGGGGAUGAACGGAAAAUGCAUUGGCUAAGUUGGGAGAAAAUGUGUAAACCUAAAUGUAUGGGAGGUUUGGGAUUCAAGGACCUUGCGGUUUUCAAUGAUGCUUUGUUGGGUAAACAAGUUUGGCGUUUAUUACAUUACAAGAAGUCCCUUUUGAGCAGGGUGAUGAGUGCCAAGUAUUAUCCUCAUGGUGAUGUUUGUCAAGCAAGGUUAGGAUAUUCUUCUAGCUAUUCGUGGCGGAGUAUUUGGGGUGCGAAGAGCUUGGUAAUGGAGGGUCUGAUUUGGAGGGUGGGAGAUGGUAUGAAAAUUGACAUAUGGAGUGCACCAUGGGUGGGCGACGAAGAAGGUAGAUUUAUAAAGAGUGCUCGAGUGGAGGGACUAGAAGUGGUAGGAGAUUUACUGGAUGUCGAAAGAAGGGAGUGGAAUACGGAACUUAUUGACAGAUAUUUCAAUGAACGUGACCAACAUUGUAUUAUGGCGAUCCCUCUAAGCGCUAGAUGGUUACAAGACGAAUUAACUUGGGCGUACUCUAAGGAUGGUACUUAUUCGGUGAAAACCGCUUACAUGUUGGGUAAAGGUGGGAACCUGGAUGAUUUUCACAGAGUGUGGAACAUUUUGUGGAACUUAAAUGUGUCGCCUAAGGUUCGUCAUUUCAUGUGGCGCGCUUGCACAAGCUCACUCCCGGUAAGGGAAGUGCUUAAGCGACGUCACCUCGUCGAAGAAGCUAUUUGCCCCUGUUGUGCUAGAGAGGAUGAGACGCAAUCACAUCUAUUUUAUAGCUGCUCGAUGUCGCUGAAGUUGUGGGAAGAGCUGGGUUGUUAUAUGUUAUUGCAAGGGGUGGAAGAUGAAGCCAUGUGUGAUACGCUCGUCAGAUGGAGUGAGAUGGAUGCAAAUGUGGUUCAAAAGGGCUGUUAUAUCCUUUGGAAUGUUUGGGUGAAAGAAACAAGAAAGUGUUUGAGAAUACUAGCCACCCCGCUACUGUUGUGUGCCAGAGAAUCAUGA
This is a messenger RNA of Beta vulgaris subsp. vulgaris (sugar beet), 2202 nucleotides long. RefSeq lists its product as uncharacterized. NCBI's taxonomy places the organism in Eukaryota, Viridiplantae, Streptophyta, Magnoliopsida, Caryophyllales, Amaranthaceae. The record is from RefSeq and is a predicted model, not a curated record. Bases 1 to 2202 code for a protein of 733 amino acids. The transcript is spliced from 3 exons.